GCCCGCCGUGCAGCAAGAAAGGUCGGGUUGCAUCUGUAGACGCGAGUCGCGACGUAAAUCACAGACGACAGUCGACUUCCUCAUGUCGCUGUGUGAUUGACCGUGCAUAGUAGCUUCUGUUUGGAAGUCCUCAGCACACACAGGCCCUGCUAUGUUGAGGUGUAUCAGCUAUGACUGAUGUGGAGGCGACAUAUGAAGACUUCAUCGCUUCGCAGCGGACCGGCCGACGGAACGCCGUACACGACAUCCCACAAUCCCCUGAGGCACAGGGACCCAGCGACCUAUCACACGACCUGGCUCAGCUCAACAUCAACAAAUCCGGUGAAGGAGAGGAUGCUGAAAAGAGCCAGGCCCCGUCAGAGUCUUCAUCCCAACCAGAAGAGGGGGGUAAAGAGUAGGAGGGCUAGCAGACGAUCAGUGGUCAUCAGUGGACAAACUGCUACUCUUUUUCCAAACUUCUAAUCUGUGAACUGAUCUUUCACCCUACUAUUGUCCAGUAGUCCCUCCCCAACUUCUCUCAAAACUCUGCCCUGAGCCAAUAAUAUGAAUUGUUGGGUUUACUUAGGCAGCCGCAGCACACUGAGCCCUCAGUGCUGGUCCGCGUCCCAACAGUCUUGAAAAGCUCCCUUUCCUUACCUACUUUCCUUCUAAACCACUGAAGCUGAAAUUAGACAAGACCCCAGUUCCGAUUCUCCCCUCUCUCCUUGAAGUGUGUACACUUCAGGGGAAGAGGAAGAAACGGAAUGAAUGGGAAGGAACAGAAUUGGAGUAAUAUGGUACGACAGAUGAAAACAAUGUGGUGGAAUCUUACCCAUUGACUUUUCGGUGGUCCUUACUAAAGGAAAGGAAGCCAUUUAAUGUGAUUGGGACGUGGCAGAAGAUGUUUUCAAUAGAGGAAGUGGAACUUGCCUAACCCGCCUUGGGGAUUCUCUAUGGUUACCACUCUAAACACAGAACUAAACUGUAACAAUGAACAGUGAUUGGACACUGACUCCAGCUCUUUCCUCUCUGCCCUGAUGCCAUUGGCCCAGGCCCCCUGUCAAUCAUGUGGACAUCCUUACAGUAACAACAACCUCCUUUCACUCUCUAAAUGAUUGAACCUUCAUUUAUCCAAGUGAUCUCCUGAGCUUGAGAACCUCUUUUACCAGAGACUUGACAAGGCACGGCACUGGGGUUGGAAACUAAAAUGUCAUAUACAUUGUCAUGACGUGAUAAUUGGACACACUGACACUAAAAGAUGGCCGUUCAUUUCGCUGCACUGUUUUGCUUGUCUCCAACAGGUUUGCUAUGUAAGCGUACACUGCUAGCUGAUGUCCCCUCCAUAGCGUGUUGCUGAUCAGUGUGUUUACUGUCCUGUCUCACCCACUGUACCAGGAAUUGAGCUGUGACUUACUCUUUUUUUUUUCGUCUGUAUUUCAUAAAACAAGUUAUUAAUCCAAAUUCAUAGGCUACAAUUUCCGUAAUGGAUUAUUUAAUCAGUUUGGAUUAGUAACUCGUUACGAGAAGAACACUAGUUUUGAAGGUGAGACUGACAUCUAUGCUCGACGCCAUUGUUGAGUUGUUUGUUUGGAUGUACAAAUAAAGAUCAUUCAUCAUU
Oncorhynchus masou masou (cherry salmon) is the source of this 1597-nucleotide messenger RNA. It is a transcript of the gene pkia, whose product is annotated as cAMP-dependent protein kinase inhibitor alpha. Gene Ontology annotation, biological process: negative regulation of cAMP-dependent protein kinase activity. Gene Ontology annotation, cellular component: cytoplasm; nucleus. The record is from RefSeq and is a predicted model, not a curated record. NCBI's taxonomy places the organism in Eukaryota, Metazoa, Chordata, Actinopteri, Salmoniformes, Salmonidae. The coding region runs from base 171 to 398 and encodes 75 amino acids. Gene Ontology annotation, molecular function: cAMP-dependent protein kinase inhibitor activity. The transcript has 3 exons.